CCGGGUUUUCCGAGGAGCCUUGAAUGUAGCACAAGGUUUGACAGCUGGACAGCCCAACAUGGCGGCUGCUAGCUAGAGCAUCAAGUCAACACCUUCGUCUUUUAAUAUUUGUGCCUGCUGUCAGGAAAUAACCAGGGUAGGAAGGGUUUUACAGAGAGAGAGAGACAGGUUAUCGUCUAUUUGUCGUAUUUCCUGUUUUUUUUUUUUAUCCAGCCAUUGUCCGGAAUGUGAAAGUGGUUUGAGGUGCCACAGUAGACGGAAGACAGGGGUUAAGUGACACAACAACAGUGGACCGAGGGCGGACAGUUUCGGCUUGGUUUCUUCCACCCCCUUCCGAUAUGUUACACAGGUAAUCUCUGGCCUCUCUGUGAACCAGCCCCUCACCCGCCCCUUGCUGAUGAUGUCAUCACCACCGGCAAAGGCCUCUGCCACCUCCCUCUUCCCUGGGUCCCAGAUGCAGCCCUCAGCUGCCCUGGACUCCCUUUCCAUGUCUUCGCUCCUAUCCGGGGAUUUAGACGAUGAAGGCGAUGGAGGAAGAGCAGAAGGGGAGGAGGAAGGGCUGGGAGACCUAGAAGUGAACCCUUACGAUGGUUUGCCCUUUUCUUCUCGUUACUACGCCCUACUGGAUGAGAGGCAGAAGUUUCCCAUAUGGAGUCUUAAGCAGAGUCUACUGGAGCACCUGGAGAGCCACAACAUGCUGCUGCUCAGUGCACCUAGUGGUGCUGGAAAAAGCACCCAGGUGCCACAGUGGUGUGUGGAGUAUGCUUUGUCCUAUGAGUUUUCUCAGGGUCUGGUGUGUUGUUCCCAGCCCUAUUCGGUGACGGCGUCAAGUCUGGCCCUUCACGUGGCUGAUGAGAUGGACCUCAGCCUGGGCCUGGAGGUGGGCUACAGGGUGUCCCAUGAUGACAGCUGUACAGCUGACACCCUACUGAGAUUUGUCAGUGACACUCUGCUUUUAGAGGAAAUGAUGUCCGACCCUCUGCUGCAUCAGUAUGGCGUUGUGGUGUUGGACGAGAUCCAGGAGCGGACCGUGCCCACUGACGUGCUGCUGGGCCUACUGUGUGACGUCUGCCGGCAGAGGCCGGACAACUUCCGGGUGGUUCUCCUCACUCACCCGACGCUGGCGCCUCGCCUCUCGGCCUUCCUGGGACCAUCGGUUCCUCACCUCUCCCUGGACAGUGUGCACACUCACUCACCCCCUUCCAGAGACCAGGACGAGGGGACGGAGGUGGAGGAGGACAGGAAGGUUGUUGAGUUGAACAGGGUGGAGACACUGUACCGGGAGCUUCCGUCUGGGAAGGAAUCGGCAGCCGCGGCCUGUCACAUGGUGCUGGAUCUGCACAGAAGGGGCGAGGAAGGAGAUGUGCUGGUGUUUUUGGCCAGUGCACAGGAAACAGAAGAGUGUAUGGCCCUGAUGGAGAAGGAGUGUGUAGCUCUGAGUCCUCAGCUUGGUCCUCUCCGGAUCCUCCCUCUCCACGCUGGCCUGGGUGCGCUGACCCAGCGGGUCUACGAAUCCAACCAAGAAGCUUCAACACUAAGGGAGAAUGACAGCUCCGUAGGCGUGGGGGGCUCAGUGUUGGGAGCGGGAGGACCGGGGGUCAAAAGGAAAGUUAUUCUCUCCGAUACCCUCGCAGAAGCUUCCUUCUCCCUGCCAGAUAUUCGCUAUGUCAUAGACACAGGCCUUCAACUCAAAACUGUUUACAAUCCACAAAUACGAGCUAACUCGCAGGUCGUAAGAACGAUCAGCAAACACCAGGCCGACAUGAGAACUCAAAGGGUGAACAGCCACCUGCCAGGGCUGUGUCUCCGUCUUUACCCCCAGUCUCUAUACGAGGACGGGAUGGCGGAGGCUCACUGUCCAGGGGUGGUGGAGGAAAACCUCAGUCACUUGGUGCUGUUGCUCAAGAGGCUUGAUAUUGCAGAUAUGGGACAAUGCAAGUUCCUGGACAGACCAGCGCCUGAGGCUCUAAUGCAGGCCCUGGAAGACCUGGACUACCUGGCAGCGCUGGAUGAUGAUGGGAACCUGUCAGAGGUGGGCAUCAUCAUGUCGGAGCUGCCACUGGAGCCUCCGCUGGCCAAAGCCUUGAUCGCUGCCUGCGAGUACGACUGUGUUGACGAGCUGCUCACUAUAGCUGCCAUGCUCACAGCUCCCUCCUGCUUUGUGACAGCAGAACCCAGCAGAGAGGAGGCGGCUGUCACUCACUGGCGACCUCUAAUGCACGCAGAGGGAGACCACAUGACUCUCAUUAAUAUUUAUAACACCUUCAUAGAGCAUAAUCAGGAUGAGGCGUGGUGCACGACAAACUUCCUCAGUCACGCCGCCCUGCGAUUGGCUGUGGUGAUCAGGGCGGAGCUGCUGGAGGUGAUGCAGCGAAUAGAGCUUCCUGUUUCUCCUCCUGCUUUUGGAUGCCAAGACAACUGCACAAAUAUCAAGCGGGCUCUCAUCUCAGGCUUCUUCCUCAAAGUGGCUCAUGAUGUGGAUGGCUCAGGCAACUACCUCCUGCUGACUCACCGCCAUGUGUCUCACCUGCAUCCCUUCUCAUCCUACCUGUGUCGGCAGCCGUGUCCCAAUCCCCCCAGCUGGGUCCUGUACCACGAAUUCACCAUCUCCUGCGAUAACUGCAUCCGCAUCGCUACCGAAGUCCACCCCCAGAUGCUGGUGGAGCUGGCCCCCCAGUACUACCUGGGAAACCUGCCAUCGAGUGAUGGUAAAGAGCUGCUCAUGGAGCUGAGGCAGAGCCUGGAGCCCCGCCCCUACGGGCAGGACGGGGUGUCAGACGAGCACGGCAGGACUCGCAGGGACGCAGACGGGACGGGAGAGAAUCCCAAUCAGUCCAGCACUGACCUCUGUGUUGUCCAAUGAGACGGAGAAAAAGACACUCAACACACAGCUGUCACUUUAUUGUUGGAUCUGAGAUCCGGUACUUUUUAUGAAUUAGUCCGAAAUCUCAUUUUAGGUUAAAUCACUUUGACGCGGGAUUUCAAAUGGACUUUUGCUGGAAAACCCCCCACUAAUGUACAGUAAUGUAUUGUUAAUAUAUCUUAUAUGCAGUGGCUUUGGAAAAUAUUCAAACCUCUUCAUACUCUCCUUGUGCUAUCUGUUGACAUAAUUUAAAAUUUUACGUAGAAUAGUUUUUUUAUUUAAUGAGGAAUAUCUGUAAUUCUUUCUCAUUGUGGGGAACAAAAACCUUGAUUUUAAAUUGUAGCACCAACACAACAACAAAAAAGUGGAGUGGAUGAUAUACUUUAUCCAACCCGUCAAGUGUGACUUUAAAAAAAAAAAAAAAGACUUUUCAGAUUUCGGAGAUUUCACCUUAAAGCAAUACUCGCUACUUGAGUGAGCAGACACUGUUAUUGGUUGACCUUUGACCUCAAUGCAGAUGCAUUCUCAGGGCUCACUGGGGUCUCAGACCGGAGCAGUGCUGCACAGAGCUUCUCUUUUCCACUUGUUUGAUACUGUUUGUAUAAUGUUUGGGUUUCCAGCUUCAAUUCUGCCUUUUUCUCUCCGACUUUAAGUCUUUGUGUAAAGUGUGUAAAAGUACAUCUGUCAAUACUGUACUUUAUUUAAAUAAAAGGGUGGUUUUUCAUGUUUAAAAUAUCUCA
Molecule: messenger RNA, 3603 nt
Organism: Etheostoma spectabile (orangethroat darter)
Lineage: Eukaryota; Metazoa; Chordata; Actinopteri; Perciformes; Percidae
Gene: dqx1
Product: DEAQ box RNA-dependent ATPase 1
Exons: 12
Coding region: 398-2863 (821 amino acids)
Cellular component (GO): spliceosomal complex; intracellular anatomical structure
Molecular function (GO): RNA binding; helicase activity
Source: RefSeq, a predicted model, not a curated record